Molecule: messenger RNA, 5779 nt
Organism: Scophthalmus maximus (turbot)
Lineage: Eukaryota; Metazoa; Chordata; Actinopteri; Pleuronectiformes; Scophthalmidae
Gene: glsb
Product: glutaminase b
Exons: 15
Coding region: 130-1845 (571 amino acids)
Biological process (GO): L-glutamine catabolic process
Molecular function (GO): glutaminase activity; protein binding
Source: RefSeq, a predicted model, not a curated record
GACCCCGGUAGCUGUGAGUCAUCGCCUCCCAGACAGUCGCUGUGGUGACAAAUACAUACAUAGUCCCAUUCUUGCGACCGGACACACUUGGAAACACGAAUUUCUCUCUAAUAGCGCGACAGGAUUGAGAUGUUACAUUUUAGGUUUUCGACAGUGCUGAAGGAGUUGUCUCAAGCCACCCUCAAGCGCCCCUUGACCGGUUGUAGACAUAGGACCUGGUUACCGACCCGACACUUCAACUUCAGCGCCGUCUCCGUUGAUGCCAGAGCAGCGUCCACUCAACUGAGGGUCCUCCAUGCGGCUGUACACCGGCCGGCACUCCGCACCGCGCCCUGUGCCGCACCGUUCCGAUUGUUCUGCGCGAAAACGGAAGGUGCCGUGGAGCUGGACGAACAGUUGAAGAAACAUGGUGGCAUCAGCGAGGAAGCCGGUGACAAAAGAAGAAGUGCAGGCGUCUUGCCAAGUCUGGAGGAUUUGCUCUUCUACACAGUCGCAGAAGGUCAAGAGACGAUUCCUGCUCAUAAAUUUCUCACAGCACUUAAGGCCACGGGGCUUCGCAGUGGAGAUCCCCGGCUGAAGGAAUGCAUGGAAACCCUCAAAGAAACUCUAAGGAACACAUCAGAUGGUGUAACUCUGGACAGGCACCUGUUCAAGAGGUGUGUCCAGAGCAACAUUGUCCUGCUCACUCAAGCCUUCCGCAAGAAGUUCGUCAUUCCAGACUUCCAGUCCUUCACCUCCCAUAUUGAUGAGCUGUAUGAGAGUGCCAAAAAACUCUCUGGAGGACAGGUGGCAGACUACAUUCCUCAGCUUGCCAAAUUCAGCCCUGAUCUGUGGGCUGUCUCUCUGUGCACAGUGGACGGACAGAGACACACAGUAGGAGACACCAAGCUCCCUUUCUGUCUUCAGUCUUGUGUUAAGCCUCUGAAGUACGCUGUUGCUGUCCAUGACCAUGGCACAGAGUAUGUGCACAGUUUCAUUGGAAAGGAGCCCAGCGGCCUGCGCUUUAAUAAGCUCUUCCUGAAUGAUGAAGAUCAGCCUCACAACCCCAUGGUGAAUGCUGGCGCUAUUGUUUGCACUUCACUGAUAAAGCAAAGUGCAGGCAAUGCAGAGAAAUUUGACUAUGUCAUGAACUUUCUGAAAAAGAUGGCAGGAAAUGAGUACGUGGGUUUCAGCAACGCCACAUUCCAGUCAGAGCGUGAGUCAGGAGACAGGAACUUUGCCAUCGGCUACUACCUGAAGGAAAAAAAGUGUUUUCCAGAGGGGACAGACAUGACAUCUGUACUUGACCUCUACUUUCAACUGUGCUCCAUUGAGGUGACCUGUGAGAGUGCCAGUGUCAUGGCAGCCACCCUGGCUAACGGCGGUAUCUGCCCAAUCACGGGCGAGCGUGUGCUGAGCCCUGAGGCAGUGAGGAACACCCUGAGUCUGAUGCACUCCUGCGGCAUGUACGAUUUCUCAGGACAAUUUGCUUUCCAUGUGGGUCUGCCCGCCAAGUCUGGAGUAGCAGGUGGGAUCCUGCUGGUUGUACCCAAUGUUAUGGGUAUUAUGUGCUGGUCACCUCCACUAGACAAGCUGGGCAACUCAGUCAGAGGAAUACAGUUCUGCACAGACCUUGUGGAGCUUUUCAACUUCCACAACUACGACAACCUGAGGCACUUUGCCAAGAAGUACGAUCCUCGCAGAGAAGGAGGGGAGCAGCGGCAAUCCCGCGGACCCAUGGAUUACGAGAGCCUCCAACAAGAGCUCGCUCUGAAAGCUCCUCUUUGGAAAAAAGUGUCUCCCACUGAGUCGCACCAGGACAGCUCCACCACUGUAGUCUAUAGAAUGGACAAUGUCAGCGAGUGAAACAAUAGAAAAGAUGAGAGCCACUUGUCCUGCACACCCCCCACCUCACCCCAUCUCCACCCACACCUCUCAUACCACACCACCCCUUUUCCUUGAAUAUUUAUAUAUAAAUUAAAUUGUAGAGGAGUAUUUAUUGCUAGUGAAGCAAUCACUGUGUGGACAGACGGGGAAGCUUCUUUUGUUUGUGUUUGUGAUGGGAAAAUGGGACGAGUUACUGCUUUUUUAUUCUACUCUGAAUUCCAAAUGAUCUCGUAGCCUCCACCUGCUCGCGGCCUAAGUGUGUGUCGCAUCUGAGUGUUAGGUUGUGCUCGAGUUUCAUCUAACGCCCUUUGUUGCUGUAUUUUGCUUUGUUUUUUAAUUUUUUUUUAUUUUGACAGAAUCCUAUUUAAAAUAUUGGCCAUGGGUGGAUUUAAAAUUCUAUGUCACUUUCUUCAGACAUACAUUCACAGUUUCUUCGAAUGACUGUUUACUGUAGUUCACAGUCAUAAGAAGCUAGUGAUUAGCACAUAAAUGCAGAUUACAAUGCACUGUAGGUGAUGAUCAAAAUGGUUGAAUGACGGUAUUGAACUACUAAUGAAAAGUUCUUGGUCAAAGGAGAAUAUUGUUAACAUAUCAGUUAGCUACUUAGAUGUACUCAUCCCCAUAAAUUAACAGCUAAGUUUCUCAUUUUUAAUAAAAAAGCAGCUCACUGAAUUGCUCAGUGCUUGACCAGAGCUCCGACGGCGUACGUUCAGCUCAGCUCCCUGACUACUGAAUGACACUACACUGUUGUCAGUCUUAACGUGCUGGACCAUGAACAGAAAAAUCAAGUCAAAAACUGAAAGCUUUUUUGAGUCACUAUCACUUAACUGCAAAGUUUUUCAACUUUCUGGCAGACAUUAUCUCUGCCUGCAGAUAUCUGCAUUCAAAUAAAUGGAGGCCAUUGAGAUAAGGUUGCCGUAUAUGAUAUUGCAGGCUUGUAUCUUUAUUAGUGGAAUACAAAGUAGAUGUUGACUUGUCAACUGUCAAGGUGCUAGAGGUGACUGUAAGUCAGUAUUUGUGCAGGACCAUAGUUGGGGCUUAUUUUGCUGAUAAUGUUGAUGAACCACAAGCAAAAAAAUAGCUUUGCUCAAAGACAGCAGCUCAGGAGGGACUGAGAUGACUAAACAACAAGCUGAUCGAGGCUCCUGGUGGGGCCUCGCCAGACUUGAUUGUCCUCAUUCUCAGGUGGACUCGCUGCAGCAUACUGAGCUGCUGUGGAAUGUGUUUGUGUGUAUGGCUGGUUCUGCUAUGUCUGGUGAUGGUUUGUGACUACACUCAGUAGUACAUCAGCUGAGGGAAUUUGUGAUGUUUGGUGAUGUGUUGUUGCAACCUCCAGUCACAGCCGUAGCAGCCACUCCAGAACCAUCACCAUAUGUUUGAACCACGCAAAAUAUGCUCAUGUAGAAACAGGAUGGCUCAGCUUUCUGCAGAAACGACAAGCAGUGAUUGACUUGUUGUCCUGUUGUGCCCCACCUCUCGGCUCCAACUCACCUCAUGCCUCCACCACACGUGUACGACCAUCAGUUAUAGGUGUUAAAGUUUAUAUGGGUGGAUGGGAUUGAUGUGUCUUAUGGUUUAAAGCAUUGACAGCUGAUUGACAGGUUGAAAGAGUUUUUCAGGGCCUUUAAAUCCAAAUUGUUCCUCUUUUCUAGACUGUGAUGUGACAUUUAAGAACUAUGGCGUCUUUUGUGAAAUGAUAAAAGAUAAAAUGUUUAUGUCUCAAAGUAAAAAGAGUAGGCACGAAAACUAAUGUAUGAUAUUGGCAAAUUACAAACGAUACCUAGCUCUUUGUGUGGCUUUAAAGGAAAAAAUAAUCCACCAAACUUAAGUAUCAAAUCAAUGUCACUCUGAUCCACAAAUGUUUGUGUGUCAUUGUACGAACAUACAGAGGACAUGUAGAGUAUGCAGUAUUCAGUAUUGUUUUUAAAGUUCUCACUAUGUUACUCUUCAAGUAAAGUAUAUAUGUAUAUUAUUAAAACUUCUUUCCAUAGACACAAUUUUCUGAAGUUCUGUAUGUACAUAGAGGCAGGUGUUUCCUUUAGGUCUGUACGUGAGUGAUGAUCAUCAACAACAGUGUGGUGAUUAUACACUUCAGACGUUCCAAAGAUCCCCUGCAGGAAGUUGACACUCUUGCACAGGAAUGUCCUGUCAGCAGAUGCCUUAGAUGUCGCUCUGUUGUUACUGUACUGCUGGGUGGGUAUCAGUUUGUUAUUAAGUCGUUGUUGAAAAUGUACAACUGGUGUGUGUUUUUUGUCAGCGGAUUUGAUUUGAGCUCCAAGCUGCUAGGGCCAAUACUACCCCGUUAUGAUUCAUGUCGAAGUCAAGAAGUCCUUUAAUUUUUCUGCUAUUUAAGGUAAUGGUCUUCUGUUAUUGUUUUUUUUUUCUGUUUUCUGGUUUCUGCUCAUUUGUUUGGAAGUAUUCAUAAGCCUAUGUCCACCUCCUACAGAGUUUUCUACGGUACACAGCAAGUUGAGUUGAGUCUGUUGGAUACUUUAAAUUGUUUUGUUCACAGAUCAUGUUUCUACUAAGGAUUGCCGUGGAGUAUAGAAAGCACUGGGAGGAGUGUAAGUUGGACAGUGGCCUUAUUUGUUAAAAUUAUAAUUCUUAAGAUUUUUAUCACUAUUUGACACAAUUUAUGUGCAUUUAUUCUGCUUUAGCCAGAAUGCUGGUUUGAUUUUGUUGUGGUUUCAAAGAGGGAUAACCGGGGGGUUUUCUGCUUUUUACAAGUAGACAUGUGCAUUUCAUAAGGCUGCAGACAGCUUCCAGAAGUCUUAAUAAGUGAUUUUGUAUCGUGUAUUGUCGCCACCCUACAUAUGUGCAGUAUUCCAUAUGAUACUUUUUAAUACGCAACAGCAGCAGCAGCACAUGGUUAUAUGAGCUUUCAUUCCUCUUCAUGGUGAAGUAGUCAGGAGUGUGUGUAUGUUGACAUCUUAGUUGUGAAUGGUUGAGCCCCCCCCCCCCCACACACACACACACACGCACACGCACACGCACACACACUGGCACAGAAUCUAAAACUCAAUGCUUAAGUCGCGUGUCCCAAAGACUUGGACCAGACCAGUAGUGACGUGAGUGGCUUGACCUUCUUGCAGCCAAUAGGAGUGGCUUAUCUGAUCUGUUCCACUUUGGGACAGACAAACAAGCCUGGUGUUACUUGGGAAAGAGGGUCAAUGAUCUGUAUUACUUGAAGUUUGUUAUGAGACUUGACUUGCUCCUUAAACUGUGAUUAUUACUCUGCAAUCAGACUCAUCACAAAAGGGCUUGUAGAGGCCGUUCUGAGUGUUUCCAUUGUAAUCAUCAUAUUUUCAUGUCUCACUUCAUGUAUGUAAUAUUUCCUGGUGUUUUAUUGUUCUCUGAAUGAUCAUUCUCCCUGCAUGCUUUCUUUUAAUGAUUUGGAUAAAUGUUUUUUAAUACCAUGUAAUCAGUUUUAAGUUGGUUUGAUUUCCUUUCACAUGUCUUUUAUUUAUGUUGAUUUGUAUCAUGGACAUACAUUUUAUUUGACAUAGAAUUUGCAAUUAUAAAUGAAAACAAUCACUACCAUUGCAAUAUAGUGAGCUUUGAAUUGUAUGGUUCCUUAAUGUCUUGGUCAGAUAUGAGAUAAUGAUUUUCUAUGGGUUGUUUUUUUUACUGAUCAUUUUGUGGAAAACAAAACUCCACAAAAAUACAGUAGAUGAAACUACAAUUCCAAGUUCAUGACUGAUGAUUGUCAAACUUCUCUGUGUGGAUUUCUUUUCUCUGUACUCAUGCUUGUAAUUAUGUUAGUAAAGUCUCCAUAAACUCAUGAACGUGUUUUCCUGCCCAAUUCUGAGGAAAUACUUUACUUGGCUGUGAUUAUGACUGGCAGACACGACAGUGAAAGUGUUGCCUUGUCUCUUGUAUAAAGUCCAAUAAAGCACACGUCUCCUCCUCUGCA